This is a messenger RNA of Centropristis striata (black sea bass), 1798 nucleotides long. Its product is annotated as proline-rich protein 15-like protein. Lineage: Eukaryota; Metazoa; Chordata; Actinopteri; Perciformes; Serranidae. The record is from RefSeq and is a predicted model, not a curated record. Bases 200 to 568 code for a protein of 122 amino acids. The transcript is spliced from 2 exons.
AUACCUGGUUCGUCUGCAAAAUGGAUACUGCUGCGACCCCUUGAAGGACUGCUGUCACUAGCCACCACUGAAGAAGACGACCCGUCCUGUGGAUUAAUAUCUCAGAAAAAGUGUAAAAAUACACUUUGUUUCGGGUCGUUUUGAGCGUCCACUCGCUUCACUACGCUACUGUAGCUCAGUUUGUUCCCUACAGGCCAAGAUGACAGAGAGGCCCAAAUGGUGGAAGGCAUUCCUGCCGAAGAAGAAGACAGGAGCCUCCAAGGACACCAGUACUACAUCCCAUGCCUUGGACCCGGACUUUGACCCUUUUGCACAACGGCCCGAGAAGCAAAAAGACCCCGCAGCCUCCAAGACCAGCGUCGAGUCCAGCAGAAACACCAGCCUCCUCAGUGACGACACCUACGACGACUCCCAGCUGGAGUCGGUGUUCAACGAGCAGACGUGUCGCAGGAACAUGAAUGUGUCACGCUCAGGUCGAUAUAGACAGAAGCAAAGGGUGCGUUCGAGCCUUCCUAUACAGGAGAAAGAGACAGAUAAUGUGCCAUCAGGGAAGGAGGACAAGCGGUGACGGUGAGGAGGACACGGUGGUCAUCAAAGACUGCUUUAUGAGGAGAUGCUUGAAGAAAAGGAGAGGGUAUUAAGUACAUGAAUGUGCCUCACUCUCUUGAGGCAUACCGAGAGGUCUGCUGUUUGUAACGAUGGUGAUGAAGAAGAUGACAAGGAGCAUUCAAGUUUUAGCCCAAUACUGCAGGAAUGAGGUUAUGUGGUGUAUGACAUUUAGGACAUGUAGGAAAUUUGGACAUUUUUGUUGAAGGACUUGUGCCAGAUGGCCACAGAAACAAAAAGGAUUUGAAAUUUAAUAUAUAAUUGUUCUUAAGGAUGGUUUUCGAAACCUUUCCACCAUUAAUAUCCCAUAAUCAAAGAACAAAAGAAGAGAUACAGUACUAUUGCUGUAAGCACUUAAGAGCUCUGUUUCAGUGCAUCGUUGGACAAAUCAUAAAAUUACCUACAACCUUUUUAAAAGAGCACAAUCCAAUUUUCUGUCAAUACUCAAGAUUAUGGCUGCAGUAAAUAAUUAUUUUUAUCAUCGACUAAUCUGCCAAUUAAUUUCUCUAUUAAUCGAUUAGUCGCUUGGUCUUUAAAAUGUCAGAAAAUAGUGAAAAAUAUCCAAGGUGAUGUCUUUUGUAAGCCACAACACCAAAUAUAAUUGGAUUAUUAUGAUACAACUAUAACUAACUACUUUAGGCUUAAAAAAACAGUAUUUUCUGCCAUUUUUGCAUGAAAAAUUAGUUUAAUGAUUAAUUGAUAAUCAAAAUACUUGCCCAUUUUCCUUUUUAUGUCAUUGCAACUCUACUCCUCUCAACACUCUCUUAAGUGUGAUAUGCUCCAGGAAAAUAUUGUUCAUAAGAUGUUUACCUUAUUUCUAUAAUAAGAAUAAUAUAUGUUGUGAUAAUGAAGGAGAAUGCUCAUUUUAUAAUUGCUUUUACAAAAACUGUUGAUUCUAAAGGGUUAGAAGGAUGUUUUAUGAAGGUGUAUAUUGAUUUUUUUUGUGUGAAACAAAAUCGGUUAGUGGAAGAAAUUGAAAAAUUCUUGUGAGCAGCUUUUAGUCAGAUGCACAACCAGCAAAAUGAAUGAAGUACUUUGAAUGAAGGAUGAAAUGCAUGUUGUGUUACAUAAUGAGUGCAUAUAAACUACUGCUGACAAUGAAGAAAGAAACUAAUGUUGUAAUAUCCAGCUGAAGAAGAUAUGGCCAUGUGGCCUGUGAAUACUAAAAUGAAGGCAAAAUAUGAUAAAUAAA